Molecule: messenger RNA, 2904 nt
Organism: Erinaceus europaeus (western European hedgehog)
Lineage: Eukaryota; Metazoa; Chordata; Mammalia; Eulipotyphla; Erinaceidae
Gene: TTC38
Product: tetratricopeptide repeat domain 38
Exons: 13
Coding region: 288-1544 (418 amino acids)
Molecular function (GO): protein binding
Source: RefSeq, a predicted model, not a curated record
GGACUGUGAGCACCGGCCUGGCUGCCCGGCGCCCCAGGGUCUCUGCCUGAAGGGGGUGCAUCUGCAAAGGCUCAGCCCAUCCAGCCCCCUCAGAGGUGGGAAUGGAGCGAGCACCUCCGCUGGGAGUGGCUUGACCCUCCUGCCCCUGGUCCCUGCGGGUGCCAGGCGGAGCAGGGAGGACGUGCCCAAAGCCAGCCAGUGAGCGAGCCGGCAGGCUCCUGCCCCGCCCCGCCCGCCAGAGAGACUGCAGCACUGGGAAAGCUCCACCCGGGACUCCGACCCACACCAUGGCGGCUGUGGCGCCUCUGCGCGAUUGCCAGGCGUGGAGCGAUGCUGGACUCCCACUCUCCACCACGAGCAAUGAGGCCUGCAAGCUGUUUGAUGCCACCCUGACCCAGUAUGUAAAGUGGACCAAUGACAAAAGUCUUGGUGGCAUUGAGGGCUGCCUGUCAAAGCUCAAAGCAGCAGACCCGACCUUUGCCAUGGGCCACGCCAUUGCUAACGGCCUCGUGCUGAUUGGCACCGGGACCUCUGUGAAGCUGGACAAGGAGCUGGACCUGGCUGUGAAGACCAUGGUGGAGAUGGGCAAAACCCAGCCACUGACACCACGGGAGCGGCUUCACGUGUCUGCAGUAGAGACCUUCUCCAAGGGGAACUUUGCAAAAGCCUGUGAACUCUGGGAGCAGAUUCUGAGAGAUCACCCCACAGACAUGUUGGCCCUGAAGUUCUCCCACGAUGCCUAUUUUUACCUUGGCUACCAAGAACAGAUGCGAGACUCUGUGGCUCGCAUUUAUCCCUUCUGGACUCCCACCAUCCCCCUCAGCAGCUAUGUGAAAGGCAUCUAUUCCUUUGGACUGAUGGAAACCAAUUUCUAUGAUCAGGCAGAAAAGCUCGCCAAAGAGGCCUUGUCUAUCAACCCGACAGAUGCCUGGUCAGUGCACACGAUUGCUCAUAUUCAUGAGAUGAAAGCCGAGGUCCAGGAUGGGCUGGACUUCAUGCAGCGCUCGGAACCCCACUGGAAGGAUUCUGAUAUGCUAGCUUGCCACAAUUACUGGCACUGGGCUUUAUAUCUGAUUGAAAAGAUCCUCCCCAGCUUGCAGUCCAGCGGGGCCAUGCUGGAUGUGGUAGACAGCUGCUCCAUGCUCUACCGGCUCCAGAUGGAAGGGGUGGCUGUGGGUGAGCGGUGGCAACACAUCCUGCCGGUGACCCAGAAGCACAGCCGAGACCACGUCCUGCUGUUCAACGACGCGCAUUUCCUGAUGGCAUCCCUGGGCGCGCAGGACCUGCAGACCACAGAGGAUCUGCUGACCAGCCUGCGGGAGGCCAGCGAGUCCCCAGAAGAGAAUUGUCAGCUCCACCUGGCUCGUGAUGUAGGGCUGCCUCUGUGCCAGGCCCUGGUGGAGGCCCAGAAUGGGUGCCCCGACCGUGUGGUGGAACUGCUCCUGCCCAUUCGCUACCGCGUCGUCCAGAUCGGAGGCAGCAAUGCCCAGGAGCCUGACCUGCCCACUUGGCCUUCCAGAGAGACGUCUUCAACCAGCUACUGAUCCACGCAGCCUUGAACUGCACUUCAGACUCCCACCGGAACGUGGCCCGGAGCCUUCUUAUGGAGCGCGAUGCCUUGAAGCCCAACUCACCCCUGACGGAGAGGCUCUUGCGCAAGGCUGCAGCGGUCCACCUCCUGCAGUGAGGCCAGGAACUCCCUCAAGGUCCCCACAUCCACUAGCCCUUGCAUAAGAGUAGUAGUUAGAGGCCAGCCGGCAGGCCUGGUAAAAGGUGAUCUUCAGCAUCAACACACAAAGCCCUGUAAGCCAAAGCUUUCCAGAAAGGGGGCGCAAUCCUAUUUUACGUGCAGCUCAGAAUCUGCUCAUCAGGGACAAAUACUGUGUAAGCCAGAACUCACAUGGUGCCUUGCAGGUUGCCUUUUCUUAGGGGAAUCUUCUGCCUUCUGGUGUUCAAGGGGCAGGAGGCUGGCUGGGCCAGAGGAAUCACACACAGCCCCUGGGACCCCACCCCUCUUCCAAGUGCCUUGAAAUGAGCUUUUCACUGUGUCUUCUCAUCAUUCUAAGACAAGAUGAAUCUAGAGUGUCAAGGGGUUUGUUGUCCAGUUUUUGGAUGUGGGUGGUGAUAAGCCUAGUCCUCUCAGGCACCCCCAUCAUUCAUGGGAGAAGGGCCCCACCUCACUGCCUAUGGUUGAGUUUCUGACUGUCUCAUGGGGGGAAUGCUUUUGUCAGCUGGCAAGAAGUCUAAAUUUCCUGGGAGGGUGUGGUGGGGCCAGUUAGGGCUUGUUUAUUCCAAAACACACAAGGCAAUGGGGUACUGGCUAUACAUUUCCUCUAGCAACCAUAGAGCCUGUGUGCUUGCUGGGCAAGGGGGAUGAGCUCAGGGGUUGCUCUGUUGUGGCAGAAACCAAAGCACUGUGACAUUUGCUUAUCACGAUGUGACAGGCCUGAGCCCGGAGCCCAGAGAUAGCUCACCCAUAUGAGACCCUUAGGCCAAGCCUUGGAACCAAAUGGGAACAUGUGCAUGGCACCAGGGGAGCUCUGUGGAUGGUGGAAUGAUGCUGAGGUGUCUCUCUUCUUUUUCUCUCAUUUCUCUCCUCCCUAAAUAAUGAUGAUGAUGAUGAUGAUGAUGAUGAUGAUAGUAAUAGGCUUGGCUGCUUGACAGAAUCACAUAUGCAUGAGGCCUUGAGAAGCAUUCCUUGGCUUCUCACUGAAAAACAAAGACCUGAAUCCGCUGUGUCUCAGCCAUCUGAGGUACCUGCCGACCCGCAAGACUGUGCUGACUCAGAUGAGCUGGCUCCUUAUGUAGGAAGUCACAGGGCAAGGCAGGAGCAGUGUCCUUGGGUCAAGGAAAGACUACAUUCCCUUGAUUUAAUUGUGAUUAAAAUAAAGUCACUUAUGGGUG